AGCCGCCUCCUCCUCCGCGGCAGUGGCAGCAGCAGCGCGGCAUGGCCGCCGCUCCCCGCCGCCUCCUCCUCCUCCUCCUCCUCCUCCUCCUCCUCCGCGCCGCCGCCCCCCUCGGCGAUAAGGACAGYAGUGAGGCAGCAGAUGGAGCUGGUACCUGGGAUGAAGAAGUCACCAAGUGGUGGGGGGAGUGGAGCUCUUGGUCCACGUGCUCSCGGUCCUGCGGAGGGGGUGUGAUGUCCCGGGAGAGGCACUGCUUGCAGCAGAGGCUCCAGAUGCCCCAGGGAACAAACAGCACMGUGUGUGUUGGUCAAGCCAAGUACUACCAACUGUGCCAGCAGCAGCCCUGCCCAGCCAACACAGCGAGCUUCAAGCAGCAGCAGUGCUCCAGUUUCAAUGGCAAAGCCUUUGGGAAGCGCUACUACCACUGGAUGCCCCUCUAUCCAGAUGACUACACCAGCAUCUCCAACAAGCCGUGUGACCUGCAGUGCACCACCCGCAGUGGGGAGAGGCAGCUGAUGGCCCGAGCACAGGACGGCACCUCCUGCAAGGACAGGACCUAUCAGGGGGUCUGCAUCAGUGGCAAGUGUGAGCCAGUUGGGUGUGACGGGAGCCUGUACUCGGCCCGGACCAUGGACAGAUGCAGGGUGUGUGGAGGGGACGGCAGCACUUGCCACCGUGUCUCGGGCAGCUUCCGAAAGGCAAUCUCACAGAUAGGUUACGUGUUCAUCACCAACAUCCCUGCUGGUGCUAUGGACAUCCUCAUCAUUGAGCGCAGGAAAACAGAAAACAUCCUGGCACUUGCAGAUGAAUCCGGGCAUUUCUUCUUCAACGGCAACUCGGCCAUUGACAACCCCCAGAACUUCAGAGUCGCUGGCACCAUCUUCAAGUACCGGCGGCCCUCGAGCCUGACCUCGGAUGGGCUGGAGUACAUCAUAGCUCACGGGCCCACGAACCAGUCUCUGAAUGCCAUGUACUACAACUUCAACGGGAAGAUGCCUCACAUCACCUACGACUACACCGUGCCACGGCCGCCGCCUCUGCGAACUGCAGCCCCUGCCCUCGCCAGACCUCUGUACCAGCACCUGCCAGAGACCAACCAGAGCCACCCCGUGCCAGCCAGCUCCAGRGCUGCCCAGGACUUCAAUGCCACCUGGCUCUCCCUGGCACCAGAUGACACCAGCGACCAGCUCCCUCUAAGAGAAGGGCAAGAAGAUUUAGACUUUGGUCCCCCGCACUUCUUCCAGACCAACUCCACUGGUCAGAGCCGGGAUUGGGGCUGGGAACAAGGUGAAGAGAAGGASAAGUAUGACUUUCAGAUCAGACAGGUCUACCAGGCAAACACAGCAGGAGAGGAAGAGGAGGAGGAAGCAGCAGCGGUUGGUGGAGAAACAGAAUUGGCUCUCAGGUUCAACCAAAUCUCCAUCAGCACAGCAGUGCCCUACAGCAUGCGGAGAGCCGAGCUGCCAGAGAAUGGCCGUGUGACCAGCUCCAGGCUCCGUCUGUUCCGGCGCCUGUGUCACCGUGACCCUGGCAAUGCYGCCUUCUGCAGGGAGCUGCAGCCCCUGGCAGCCCSGCUGGCCCCUGGCAACUCCUCGGCCGGGCUCUGGGCCGGGCUAGCUGCCMGCUGGCCACAGGGCCUCCACAAAGCACCCGCCCGCAAGAACUCACUGCAGGACAUCGAGGGGGAGGCGCUGGCCGGGGGUCAGGGGGACACAGCCAACAACAGCUCGGUGGUGUCUGCGGAGAGCCCUGUGCUUGGGGCCAGCCCCACUGCAGACAUCAGCCAGGCAGAGCCCCUGCGAGCCCCUGGCACUGAAAGCAACGAGUUCGAUGUGAGCCCUGUGGGCCACGAUGACAUCAGCCUGGCUGACAUGUACCGGUGGAAAGUCUCAGCUUAUGCCCCCUGCAGCUCCACCUGCACUUCAGGUAUCAGCACCUCCUACGCAAUGUGUGUGCGCUACGAUGGUGUGGAAGUGGACGAGUCCUACUGCGAUGCCCUGACCCGGCCAGAGCCCACGCACGAAUUUUGCACAGGGAGAGACUGCCAGCCGAGGUGGGAGACCAGCCGGUGGAGCGAGUGUUCCCGCACGUGCGGCGAGGGCGUGCAGUACCGCACCGUGCGCUGCUGGAAGAUGCUGGCGCCCGGCUUCGACAGCUCUGUCUACGACGACCUCUGCGAGGCAGCGGGGCUGGCCAGACCCAUGGAGAGGAAAGCCUGCAAGAACAAGGCCUGUGGGCCCCAGUGGGAGCUGUCUGAGUGGUCUGAGUGCUCGGCACGGUGUGGCUCUCCAGGGACCAUGAAGCGGGAGGUGCGCUGCUCCGUGGAAGCCGCCGCGUGUGACGAGUCCCGCAAGCCCAGCAGCGAGAAACCAUGCACGGGCCCCCCCUGUGACCGCCGCUGGACUGCCUCCGACUGGGGCCCCUGCUCAGGUUCGUGUGGCGAGGGGCGCAUGAGCCGCUUUGUCGCCUGCCGCAACCUGGAGGGCAAGGUGAUCUCCAGCUCGCAGUGUGACCCGGCCACCAAGCCCCUGGCUGUCCACCCGUGUGGAGACAAGAACUGCCCCGCGCACUGGGUGGAGCAGGAGUGGGACCAGUGCGAUGCCAGCUGCGGGCGAGGGACCAAGAGCCGGCUGGUGCUGUGUGCGGGGCUGGAGAAUGGGCUGUACCGCGAGUACCCCGAGCAGCGCUGCGAGGCCGCCCCCAAGCCUGAGCAACACGCUGCCUGCUUUAGGAGGCCGUGCUCCACCUGGUUCACCACCUCCUGGUCCCAGUGCAGCAAAACAUGUGGUGCUGGUGUGCGCCUGCGGGAGGUGAAGUGCUACCAGGGGGAAGCGCUGGCUCAGGGCUGUGACCCUGCUGCCAAACCAGAGGCCAGGCAGAUGUGCCAGCUCCAGCCCUGCCCCACAGAGGCACCAGAAGACGCCUGUGAAGACAAAGCGACAGCCAACUGCGUGCUGGUGCUGAAGGUGAAGCUGUGCUCCCACUGGUACUACAGGAAGGCCUGCUGCUGGUCCUGUCGGCUCAAAUCGCCCUGAGCGCUGCCAGGCCCUACUUCCCUUCCAAGUCUGGGGGCAGCAGCCCCCUGGAGCCAGACUUUCCACUGGGAGCCACCCCACCUGGCUUGGCUGUGGAGCCAGUCCCUGUAGAGCAGCCUGAUCAGCRAGGAAGGAUUCCUGCGACGUAGUCAUCACUGCUCCCUCUCCACCAAGAGGGUUUUACAUAAGACAAACCAUCAGUGCCUAGAAAGCUACUGAGAAGUGAGUUGGGAGAGACUGUCCCUGCUGUCACCAUCUCUGAGGGCACUGGCCAGAGGCAGCGGGGUGCCCAGGCCAGCCUGUGACAGGGCACGGAUGGCAGUGUCCCUCUGCUCUGUCCUGCAGGCUUCCUACUACAAGGGCAACUGCCAAAGCACCAAAAAUUGUGUCACAAUAAAGAG
Molecule: messenger RNA, 3436 nt
Organism: Malurus melanocephalus (red-backed fairy wren)
Lineage: Eukaryota; Metazoa; Chordata; Aves; Passeriformes; Maluridae
Product: ADAMTS-like protein 2
Exons: 18
Coding region: 42-3035 (997 amino acids)
Biological process (GO): extracellular matrix organization
Cellular component (GO): extracellular matrix
Molecular function (GO): metalloendopeptidase activity
Source: RefSeq, a predicted model, not a curated record